UCUAUGCAUUUGGGCGUUGGACUCUGCAUGUUAUUAGCGCUCAGGGAGAUUUCUCCAUUUUCCUCCUUGUCGAAGAGCAAAAGCUACAAAUCUAGGAUCUUUUUUAUUAUCAUUGCAACGUGGCCUUUUCCCCCUUCGUUUUUUUUUUGUUUUUUUUGGUCGUUUUGCAUAGAAUUUGUUGCAGGGAACUUAAACUUUUUUUUUCUCGGGGUGUGAUUCCGGCUCUUUUUUUUCUCCACUCCUCCUUCUGUCUGCCCGUCCCUGUGUGUGUGUGUGUGUGUGUGUGUGUGUGCAGCAUUGAAAAGCCAGGCGUCUUUGUUCGCUUUCUUUCUUUCGCUGGCUCGGAGUUUCUUUGUUGUACAAGCAUGGGAGCCCAAUUUUCCAAGACCGCUGCAAAUCGUGAAACUGUUGCUGAAAAAGCAGGGGAAGCUGCAGCUGGAUCGCCUUCUAAAACCAACGGCCAGGAGAAUGGCCAUGUGAAGGUGAAUGGAGACGCAGCCGCUGCUGCUGCCGCCGCCGAGCCCAUUGAGAAAGAGGAGCUUCAGGCCAAUGGUGCCACCCCGGCCGAGGAGAGCAAAGAGGAGGAGGAGGUGGCGGCGGAGGAGGAGGCGGCGGCGGCGGCGGCGGCCGCUGAACCGGCCAGCGGCGGCAGCACCCCAGCUGCGGCCAAGCCUCAGGAGACUAAUGGGGAGACGGUAGAGACCAGCUCCCCGGCCGAGGGAGAGCCCGCCAGUAAAAGCGAGGAGGCGGCGGCGGCGGCCGCCUCCACCACCGCCGCCAGCCCGGCUAACAACGAAACCCCGAAGAAAAAGAAGAAGCGCUUCUCUUUCAAGAAGUCUUUCAAGCUCAGCGGCUUCUCCUUUAAGAAAGCCAAGAAAGAGAGCGGGGAAAACGCCGAGAACGAAGCAGGAGCCGCCGCCGCUGCUGCUCCUGCUGCCUCUGGGGAAGAGAAGGAACAAGGCGCCACCGCUGCUACAGGGGAGGCCACUCAGGCAGAGGAGCCCAAGUCCAGUCAGGAAGGAGAUGCUGCUCCUGUGUCAGCCGCCGCCAACUCGGAGGAAAAGAAAGAGGAGACCAGCACCUCGCAAGAAGAAAAAGCUGAAGAGAAGGCUCCUGAAAGCGCGGGUGUACAAGAAGCCAAAUCUCCAGAUGAGCCCAAAGCCAAUGAAGAAAAACCCACCGCAGAGCAAGCUUCGUCUAACCCAGCUCCAAAUGCUGAAGCCUCUACAACUGAGCAAGAGGCACCAGCACCAGCAGCCGUCCAAGAGCCACCAGCAGCACCAGAGCCAGCUGUACCACAGGAGGUACCAUCUGAAUCCAGUCCAGCACCACCCACUACCGACUCAGCAGAGUAAACGGAAAAGCCCAAAACUGGAGUGAUAAUCAAAGGACCUUUUUCCAUGUUUGUUUGUUGGAGUGGUGCCAGGUACUGGUUUGGAAAACUGUCUAACCAGGGAUUUUAAAGGCAUUUUUAUUUUUUAAAAAAAAUCCCAUUGCAUUCAUUCUGUUACCACCAUUCCAACAGGCAGAGAUGAGCCCUGAAUCUCGCUCUGUCAUUUUUUUUUGCAUCAGUAUUACUGUUUUUGCAUAUUUUGCAUCAUUUUAUACAAAAGUUUAAACUUUUUUGGUCAAUAUAUGGACACGUCCAAUGGUGUGGAUAAUCUGGGUGGGUAAAUCCUGGGUAAAAUGUAAAUGAAGUAAUAUUGGAACCACAGUGCAGUGGUGUAGUUGCCAAGUAAAUGUGCCACAAACUAAUGUAAAGGAUUAGUCUUUUUAAAAAAAAAAUAAAAUUACAAAUCUUACAAAAGUAAUCCAUACAGUUUACAACACUAAGUCUUGAACACAAGAAAGCAAGGAAAUCCGUGUCAGAAAAUCAAUAGUUUUAGUAAUACAUUUAAAUCAUAGAAACUUUUCACUUAUCUCAUUUUUAGCUGUACAAGUCAAGUGAUAUGUAGAAGAAAAAAAAACAAGUUGUAUAGGCGUUAUUGUUUAUUGCUGGUUCAUGACCUUAAAGUGUAAUUAUGUAUUACAGCAGGGUGUUUUUAACUGUGAUUAUGUAUAAAUGAAAACUUAAUAUCAAGAAGCACAUGAAGUUUGCAACUCUUCACCCUGCCCAUUUUGUAAAAUUGCAGUCAUCUUGGAAGAUCUUUUAAACAAUUUUAAAUGAAAAGCUGUGAUAAGUGGAAUGGUUGCUGUUUAUAUACUGUUGUAUGUUUGGUUACAGCAGUUAAUGCUUUUUUUCAGUCGUCUUUGACAAUUGGGAAAACUCUUCAGAUGCAAUGCGUUUUGUGUAGCAUCUUGUCUAUCAUGGUUUUUUGUAAAUACUGGAGAAGCUUUGACCAAUUUGACUUAGAAAUGGAAUGUAACUUUGCUUACAAAAUUGCUAUUAAACUUCUCUGCUUAAGGUGUUCUAAUUUUCUGUGAGCACACUAAAAGCGAAAAAAUAAAUGUGAAUAAAGUUU
Messenger RNA from Carcharodon carcharias (great white shark), 2462 nucleotides. It is a transcript of the gene marcksa, whose product is annotated as myristoylated alanine-rich protein kinase C substrate a. Lineage: Eukaryota; Metazoa; Chordata; Chondrichthyes; Lamniformes; Lamnidae. The transcript has 2 exons. Gene Ontology annotation, molecular function: actin filament binding; calmodulin binding. Gene Ontology annotation, cellular component: plasma membrane; cytoplasm; actin filament bundle. Bases 366 to 1355 code for a protein of 329 amino acids. Gene Ontology annotation, biological process: actin filament organization; central nervous system development. The record is from RefSeq and is a predicted model, not a curated record.